Molecule: messenger RNA, 5478 nt
Organism: Acanthamoeba castellanii str. Neff
Lineage: Eukaryota; Discosea; Longamoebia; Acanthamoebidae
Product: BTB/POZ domain containing protein
Exons: 25
Coding region: 1-5478 (1825 amino acids)
Molecular function (GO): protein binding
Source: RefSeq, a predicted model, not a curated record
AUGCCCCACUCCCAAGUGGAGACGCAGUUCGGCAAGAGGCAGGUGAAGCAGGUCUCGGCCGGUCUGUACCAAACCUGGGCCACAUCAGCCAACGGUGAAUGCCACUUGUGGAAAGAGGGCACCAGCAUGUCCGCGGAUCUGCGAGCCCUCGCCACCAAGGAAAAGUGCGUGCAAGUGUCGUGCGGGCAGACCUACUCCGCGCUGCUCUUCGAAUCCGGCGUGGGCAAGGUGUACAACUCGGGUCAUUUGACCUCUCUGCCGCCCGUCCUUGAAACCGAAGACGAAAGCUCGGUCGUGAUUAAGCAGUCCGACUGGCGGCUUUUGGACUUUGGUGGCAAGUCGGUGGCCAGCAUCGCUGUCGGCCAGAUGUACUCCGCUGCUGUCACCACCGAUGGCGGCUUGUGGACUUUCGGCAUCGGUCCGCUGGGUCACGCCAUCAGUGUGAAACAGGACCCUGAACAAGUGGAGGCCCUCAGAGGGAAAAAGGUGGUCGCCGUCGCGUGCGGGUCCUUCCACAUGGGUUGCGUCACCGAAUCGGGCGAACUCUACACCUGGGGCUCAUCCGUGUGGCACCAGCUGGGUGGACAAGCCGCUCACAUCACCAUCAUCGCGUGCUACUCUACUGCAGGCCACGGUGAGCGCAAGAACGUGGUGGAGCCACGACGUGUCACUGCGCUCGAGGGCAAGCGAGUCGUGGAGGUGUCCUGUGGCGCCUACCACACCGCCGUACGCACCGACGCCGGUCGCGUUUACACGUUCGGUGCCGGCUCUCUGGGCGCCCUCGGUCAUGGCGAUUUGGUCGACCAGGAGAUCCCGCGCUUGGUCGAUUCGCUGGUCAAUCGGUGCGUUCAGCACGUGUCCUGUGGCUGGUACCACACCACGGUGGUCGUGGGUAUGGAUCCCAACAUCUCCCUGUUAAGGGAUGAAAUGGGCAAGCUGCUGCACGAGCAAUCCGAUUUUUUCGACAUCGACGUUUACUGCGGGCAAGAGCCCGCCAAGCCACCGAUUCGUGCGCACAAGAUCGCCUCUGUCCGUCAGGUGGUACUGGCGGCUCGGUGUCCGAAGCUCGCCGAGGUCCUUGCCGCCGACCCCGGCAAACAAGAACUGUACAUCAGCGGAAUGGACUCAGCCACGCUCGCCGAGUUUCUGCACUUUCUCUACACGGAUACCACGCGACAGGGCCUCGACGUAGAUAUGCUGCUGAAUCUGUUGAGCGUGGGCGUGGCCUACAACUCUGCCCUCUUACAGAAACGAUGUGUCGAGUUGUUCCAGGAUGAGCUUAGCCUCGACAACGUGCUCGCGCACUGGCGCAAAGUGCUCGACAAGCCCGAGCCCUGGGUGCUCGACUACAGGCAGAUGCUGCACAACGCCGUGGUGGGGUUCAUCCUCCGGGAGGACAACCUACAGCUCCUGGCCACCAAGGACGUCGAAGCGCUCCAGGCGAUGAUGCCGCACGAUCCGCGCCUGACCAGCGCAGCGGAGGCGCAGUUGGUCAGGCGGCCCGACGGCCAACUGCUCGUCGAUAGGCCGCUCAGCUCCAGCAGGGGCGCGCUGAGGGCCAGCCAGCAGAGGAUCAGGCCCGACGAAGUGAUAGAAGAAGAAGUAGCUACAGAAGAAGAGUUGGAAGAAGAGAAGAAGAAAGAAGAGAAAGAAGGGGAGGCGAAGGAGGCGAAGAAGGAAAGUGAAGAGAGCGAGGCGGCGGAGAACAAGGAAGAGCAGCAGCACGAAGUGGUUGAGUCGCUUAAGACGACCGACACACAGGAGGAAGUGGUGGAGGCCAAGGCCGAAGCCACCGAGGCCGAACCGCGGGCGAGGAGCCAGUGCGAGACCGAGGAGAUCGCGAGAUGGGAGGCAGAGACAGCGAACGAAGAGAAGGUGGCGCAAGAGACCAGCACGACGGCCGAUGACGCGACGGAGCGCGACACUGAAACGAAAGAAGAAGAAGAAACCACCACGACCGAAACGGAGCAAGAACGGAACACAGGAUCGAGUGGAAGCGAGGCCAGUACAAGUGCACCGCCAAGUGUUGAGAAGUCGAAUCAGGAGGAGAUCAAAGUGGAGGUGGUGGUGGUGGAGGAGGAGGAGCCGGAGGAGCCCACGACGUACACAUUCCACACGGACCUGCAGCGGUUCGUCAAGUGCAGUCAGUUCGCCGAUGUCACGUUCGCAGUCGAGGGCGAACUCAUUCCGGCGCACAAGGCGAUUCUAUGCGGCCGGAGCGAGCACUUCCGCGCCAUGUUCACUUCGGGCAUGAGGGAGUCGCAGGCUGAGGUGAUCGACGUGCACGACAUCACUCUGCCGGCCUUCAACGCGCUGCUCAACUACCUGUACUCAGGCGUCGUCGAAAUCACCGAGGACAACGUGGUGGAGCUGCUCAUGAUCUCCAACCAGUACACGCUCACGCACCUCCAGGAGCAGUGCGAGUGCUACGUCGAAAAGGGAAUCUACAAGGACAACGCCGCCUACAUCCUCGAGAUGGCGCAUCGGUAUCAAACGCACCACCUGCGCACCAUCGCCAUGAACUACAUGCUCCAGCAGAGGGACCACGUGAUGCGCACCGAAGGGUUCCAAGAGCUGUCCGACGAGCUGUUGCAAGAGUUCAAGUCGAACGUGGCCUGUGCCAAGAACUGCAAGGCGACGGGGACUGGCGCGUCGAAGGGGUACGAAGGCGAGACGGCCUUCUUCAAGAUCGAGGCCUUUGACGAGUUUGGCAACAAGUGCGCACGCGGGGGCGAGAACUUCAAGGUCCAGAUCCUCGAGGAGACGCCCGCCGAGCGAGCGGUGCGCAAGAGGCGCGAGGCCGAGGCGAAGCGGAAGGUCGCGGAGGCGCAAAAGACCACCGCAACGACGUGCACCGUCACACCUGACACCGCCGCCCCGGGCGACACCACCACGACCGCGGCCGUAGAGGAGACGUCCGACACCGCCGCGGCCCAGGCGGGAGAAUACAAGAGCGGCGCGGAAGAGAAGGAGGCGACGAAAGAGAAACUCGAGGCGGAGGAAGAGAAGGAGAAGAAGAACGAAGGAGAAGAAGAAGAAGUGGAGGAAGAGGGGGUUGAUAGCGAGAAGGAGGAAGAGGACUAUCGGAACAGGAAGCCGAUCGUUGACGCCGAGGCCGGCGAAGAGGAGCAGCAGCACGAAACGCAAUGGUUGGCGUACCACGAUGACGAGUUCUGGGUAUGCGAAGAAUGCACGCUGCUCAACUCCAAGACGUUGACGUGCGCGGUCUGCGAUGCGGCUCGGCCUGUGGUGACCAAUUCCGGCUCCUCCAAGUGGAUUCGGGCGGUGCACCUGUUGGGCAACAACGACGGCUCCUACCUGGUGAGCUAUGUGGCGCUGCGGUCGGGACGGUAUUCCCUGCACAUCAAGCUGGGCGAUGAGCCCAUCGCCGGGUCGCCCUAUUUCCUGCGCGUCGAGCCUGCGUACGCCGCGAGCCAAUGCACAGCGGACGGCGAGGGUCUGCGACGAGUGGAGAUCGACAACGAGACCACCUUCACGAUCCAGGCGCGCGACAUGUUCGGCCGCCCCAUCCGCGCGGGCUCGAAGUGGUUCGUCGUCCGCCUCUCCCACCAGGAGGAGUCCGCCAACUCGCACAUGGACUGGAAGGCGGACAAGGGCAUGGUGACCGACAACAACGACGGCACCUACACGGCCCGCUACACGCAACGCCAGGUGGGCAAGUUCUACGUGAGCGUGCUGCUGGGCCACAUGCACAUCAGCGGCAGCCCGUUCACGGUGCGGGCCGUGUCGACCGUCGCGCACGCGGCCAACUGCGUGGCCUUUGGCGACGGGCUCGAGCGGGCCGUCAUCGGCCGCCCGGCCGCGUUCACCAUCCAGGCCAAGGACCGGCAGGACAACCCGCUGGACAAGGGCGGCGACAAGUUUGUGAUCGUCAUCACGAGGACCACCGACCAAGGCUCUGCUGACGACGUCAAUGGCGACAACGACAACGACGACGACGUGCGGUCGCUGCUGGCAUCGCUGCCUGUCGGUGGGCCACCACCCGCGCCGGCGAAGGCUCGGCCCACCCGCGCCGUAGCCGUCCAGGACAGCUCCGCCUUCGCUGGUGGUCUCGGCCAGCUCCGGCACAAGCUCGCGGACGACGAGCAAGCGGCGCCGAUGGUUGACGACGGUGCGGGCGACGCCGCGGCCGGGGCGACGGCAACACCGGCCUCGGCUCAGCUGCCGCGUACGUUCCGGCGCGCGCAGCGGCGCAACCGCGACGCGCUCAGUCCGUCGCCCCAGCCGGCCGACGAGGGCGGCGACGGAUCGACGUCGCCAGAGGAAAACGAGAAGGAAAACGAGAAGGAAAAGGAACUAGAAGAACACCCACACACGAAGACCAAGAGAGAGUCGAAGGAGAGUGAGGAGGAUAGCGAGGAGGGGAGUGAAGAGGAGGGCGAGGAGGAAAAGGAGGGAAGAAGAAAGCGGAACCUGUUGGAUGUCGACUCCAACGCCACCACCGUGGCGAGCACGCGCCGUCCGCUUCCUCCGCCGGCUGUCAUCCAAUCUCGAAUCAGCAAAGCUGCCGAGGCCAGCCAGCGGGAAUUCAACAUCACCGUCGAGGACCAGGGCGUCGGGGUGUACCUCGUGCACUACACCGUCAAGGAGGCCUCCGACUCGUACCGGAUUCACAUUCUCCACAACAAUCAGCACAUCCUCGGGAGCCCGUUCGCGUUGGCAAACGUGACGGAGGCGCCGCAGCCGACGAGUCAGCAGCUCGGCCAGACCGAGCCGCAGUCGACCUCGUUCCUCGCCUUUAUCGAAGCUGAGGCCGGCGGCGGCCGUCCGGCCUCGCGCAAGGGCCGCGGGCCGCGCCGACCGGGGAGCAAGAGCUCAACAACGACCACGACGACGACGCCCUUGGCAGCAGAUCUGGACACGCCGGCGGCCGCGGCCGACGCGUCGGGCGAAGAAAAGGGCGACAGUGGCUGGGACGUCACGCCGCACCGGUCGGAAGGCGAGGAAGUGAAGACGGAGGCGGAGGCGGAGACGGAGGCGCCGGUGGUCGACGAAGGGCAGGUGGCGGCUCCGUUGGGCUUCACGGUCUGCUGGGAGAGCACGGCCGUCUCGACGUUCGAGACGACCGACACAUCGUCGCCCUUCUUCCGCCCGUCGUUCACCUUCACCCCGGCGGCGAGCGACCCGGCCAGCACCGACGCCACACCAACGACCACCGAGGGGACGGCUCUCUUCUCGCCUUCGCCGAGCGCCUCACCGUCGCCGACGCCGGCCUCGCCGUUCGGGUCACCCUUCUCUUCGCCCGCGUCGACGUCGCCGUUCACCGGCUUCAGCCCGUUCAGCGCUGCAUCGACCUCUUCGCUCACCCCGUCGUUGACCACAACAACCGCGACGACCUCGCCAUCAUCGGGCCUCUCGCCCGUGGCCAAGGCACGCGCUGCGGGCAAGCGCUCCGCCGCCACGCGCACCAAGGCCAAGCCCGCCGCCGCCUCCCCGCCAUCGCGCAUCGAGUUUUGA